Molecule: messenger RNA, 1075 nt
Organism: Chara braunii
Lineage: Eukaryota; Viridiplantae; Streptophyta; Charophyceae; Charales; Characeae
Source: the annotation of a GenBank genome assembly
GCGCUUGUCCCAACUGGCCGGUCGUCGCAACCGACGUGGAAGGAGGAAGGGUUUGAAGAGGCUUUGACAAGGAUUUUUGGCGAGCAAAGUCAUGGGGGAUGAAUACAGUAGGGGGGCACAUGGGUAUGGGAUGGGCAGGGGGGCCUACGGAGGCGGGAGUGGAGUGGAGCAGAACAUGCAACACAGGUUUGAUCCGAAUUUGUAUUCGCACCUGCCUCCUCACCAGCAGCCGUUGCCUGACGAUGUGGCGUGGGCACCGCCUCCAUCAACCCUGGAUCUGGUGUGGGGGUUGACUCAGACGUCUUACGACACACCUGCACAAGUGCACAAUCGGGGUGGGGGUAUGGGGCCCAUGUCCGCACUUUUGUCCGACGAGCGGGGGGGGGGCCGUCUUCCUCUCGAUUUGCAUCCAUCUCCAACCACCACCAUGGAUGUGUCUAGAACGGUCCUCAUCCAGCGAAGUGGAGAAAGCGCCGGUAGCAACACACAGACGAUGGAAGGCACCGCCUUCGACGAGGGGAUUUCGCAGCAUCAGGCGAACCGAGUGUCGUUCGAUGUGGCGAGCCAGGGCGGACCCCGUGCAAGUGUUUUGCACCACCCCCCUUCGCCAGCCGCGAGUAUGCAGGAAGGGAGGGCUGAUGUUACCAGUGUUGCGGAAUCCCCUCGAUGUGUGGAAUGUAUUGUGUGUCGCUUCAAUAGCUUGAGGGCAAAUAGUGAUGGUGAGGGAGCACGACCGGAUAGUGUUGCAAGCGACACAGACUUCGUUGACGUUGAUGAUAACGACGGUGAGGAUGACGAAGAAGAGGUGGUUGUCGUGAAGGAGGCGACUGCUGGCGGGAAGACAAAGCAAGCAUCCAACGGUCGUGGGAAGGCAAAGGCGAAGGACAAGGAAGGUGACAAAAAUGGCGAACGUGGCUGGAAUGGUGGGUGGGCGAACUGGAAUUUGAACGAGUCCCUCGUUCUUGUCCAGUGCAAGAAAGACCAAGAUGACCACUUUGCUAAUGUGGGCCACAACUAUGCGUAAAUGAAAACCAGGGACCAGAAAUGGAUGCAUAUCGCAAAGCAGCUGGACAAG